Molecule: messenger RNA, 252 nt
Organism: Ilex paraguariensis (yerba mate)
Lineage: Eukaryota; Viridiplantae; Streptophyta; Magnoliopsida; Aquifoliales; Aquifoliaceae
Source: the annotation of a GenBank genome assembly
AUGUACCCGGAUAUCGAAACAAGAAUAUCUCUUGACGAGCAACUAGAGAAGUUCAAGAGGGCUAACGGUUUAUUUUCUAUGAGCAUGGCUGUGUUAACUAGAGACAAGAAACAACACAGACAAAGGAACUUGAAUGCUAUUAAAAAAGGCAAAGCUAAAGUUGUUGGGAUAGAUAAUGAUGAAGAUGAUGGUAUUGAAAUGGUUGAGAUGAGGAAACGGAAGAGGAUAAGGAAGCAGAGAUGGUUGAAGUAG